Centrocercus urophasianus (Greater sage-grouse) is the source of this 2310-nucleotide messenger RNA. Its product is annotated as dynein regulatory complex subunit 7-like. Gene Ontology annotation, biological process: flagellated sperm motility. Gene Ontology annotation, cellular component: motile cilium. The transcript has 16 exons. The record is from RefSeq and is a predicted model, not a curated record. NCBI's taxonomy places the organism in Eukaryota, Metazoa, Chordata, Aves, Galliformes, Phasianidae. The annotation marks the transcript as partial.
AUGCCCAGCACUGCUCAUGGCACACCUCACUGCCCCUGUGUGCCCCCUGGCGGGGGAGGCCCAGGGCUGGGCCGCGGGGGAGGCUGCAGGCCGCGCCAAGGCUGCUGGGUGCGUGGACGUUGCCAUGGUGACCAGGCCCGGCCCGGCGGCGAGGCUUUGGCAGACGACAGAGGAAGCGAAAUGGAGGUCCUAGAGGAGAAAGUAGAAGAGGAGCAAAAGGAAGAAGAGCUGAAGGCUUUGGAGGUCGGCAGUGAGCUUCAUGACAUGGACACAAAGCUGUCUGUGGAACAAGUCAGCUUUGCAAGUGAUGUACCUGAUUUUGACUGGAACAGCAUCGACACAUCCCAGUUACCAGACUCAUACAAGGUGAAUUGCCCAAGGGAAAAGAAGCUGCUGCGCAUUGCUCACCAUUACCACCAGCAGUUUGCUCACCUCUGCCCUGAACGCAAGCCGCUCUUCCUGCACCCUGUCAACGAAUGUGGCGUGGAGAAGUUUGUGAGCACAACAGUGAGGCCAACCUUGCUGCCUUACACAGAGCUGUACCGCUGGGAUGGCUGUGCCAGCUUUGUCUCUGAUUAUCUCACUAUGGAGCCCCUCAAGUGCCCUCUCACACCGCCCUCUUCACUCUAUUCCCCAACUACCAUCCUGAAGUACCAGCGAGGGAACUGCUUUGACUUCAGUGUGCUGCUGUGCUCCAUGCUGAUUGGAGCUGGGUACGAUGCCUACUGUGUGAAUGGGUAUGCCACCCACAACAUAUGCAGCUUGGAUGAGACUCUGGAGGAAUGCCCACUGCUCAGGAAGCCACAGGAGGUCCCAAAAGAAGAAGUGAAGAAGUCUAACAAAUAUAGAGUUAAGUCCCUCCCAGACAUGUGCAGCAAGUUUGAGCUUCAGCAGGAGGCCAAGAAGAAAGCAGAAACAGAAGCUACUGAGAAAAAGGAAAGAGAAGAGAAGGGCAUGGAAGCAGAGGAGCUCACACGUGAUCGUUUGUGUGGCUUACGGGUGCAUGCGUGGGUUUUGGUUCUGUCUGGCAAGAGAGAGGUUCCUGAAACUUUCUUCAUUGAUCCCUUCACGGGGAACAGCCAUAGCACCAUGGAUGAGCAGUUCCUUGGGAUUGAGAGUGUCUGGAACCACAAGAACUACUGGGUGAACAUGCAGGACUGCCGGAAUGGCUGCAAGGAUCUUGUCUUUGAUUUGAGUGACGCCGUCCACUGGGAAAUCAUGCUUUCAGAGACUGACAAGCCUCUUCAGCUGCUCCUGGGUGCUAAGAAGGAAAAUGAGCUGUUUGAUAGGAACAUGGAUGACAUGGAGGAGGAAGAAGAGGAGGAGGAGGAGGAGAUAAGUUUUGCCAUGCCACCGUCAUGGGUAGCUCCAAUUCAGAUAUCUCCCAAAGAGUUUGAGACUCGCUGUUCCCAGGGGAGGAAGGUGAUCCUCUACAAGAAGGCAAAGCUGGAGAAAUGGCCACCGUACUCCAAUGGAAAUGGGCUGGUGAAACGGCUCACCAUCUACGCAGACUCAAACUAUACCAAAGCAGUAGAAGUGAAAGAGUGGUUCAAAAACCGUGAAGACAUGUUGGAUGUGAGAGAAGUGAAUAAACAAACACAGUUGACCACAGAGUACUUCAGCCCAGGACACGUCUUCGGUCUCAAAGUACACACCUAUAAGUCAAUGAGCCCACAGACUGAACGUGUGAUGGAGUUCUACACUGAGACACGAGUCGAUGGCCUCCAGAAACUUGCUGAAAAUGACAACGAGAUGAAAGAGUACUUUGUGGGGCGAGAUGACUUCAAGUACUUCCAGUACACAGAGUUUCGCUCUAAAAGAAAGAAAGUAACUUUGGUUGGCACCAGAACUGAUGCUAACUCCCGGCCUAUAGUGCAAAUCAAGGAGUGUUUCCACAGAAACCUACAAAAGCCUGCUGAUGAAGAUGUGGCAGAACGUGUCUUCCUGAUGGAAGAGGAGAUGAUCCAACUGACAUACCACCUCAAGGAUAAGUACAUCACAGCCUCAAAGAAGGACUUCUUCAAACCAGAGGAGAGCUAUAGGAAGCAAAGUGAAAUCAUGACCCCAGAAAUGUGCAUCACAUACCAGGCUGGGUCCUCUGAGCAGCACACAAAGCUGGUUCACCUGUACAAACUCUUGCGACAGCUAACAGAGGAAGAGAAGCAGCUGAAGCAACAAGUCUGGAGAACUCAAGCAGAGGUGCUAACAAUUCUGGAGACCCGUGGGAAUGAAGAAGCAGACAUCAAAUUGUCAGCUUCAAUAUAUGACACAGAGAGAAAUGCAAGGAAAAGACAAGAGUACGAAGCCAUG